Candidula unifasciata is the source of this 1512-nucleotide messenger RNA. NCBI's taxonomy places the organism in Eukaryota, Metazoa, Mollusca, Gastropoda, Stylommatophora, Geomitridae. The record is from the annotation of a GenBank genome assembly.
AUGGCAUCUUUGAGUUCAGGGCCGUCUAGAGAUAACAAGUCAGGCUUUUGGAAGAAGAGCACAACAAGCGUACCCGGAAGUAUUAAACCUGUCUAUGGAGCUCAGCAUCCACCUCCACAGUCUGUUACAGUUUUAUCAACCCAGAAAGAAGACAGAGGGAAGAUCAACAAAAAUGACUCAUUUCACGAUUUUGAAAGAAAAACUUCUGACGCCUGGGAUGAUGGUGAUGAUGAUUUUAUGCACAUCGCCACCCUGAAACUAUCUCUUAGUGAUGUGCACUCGUCAGCAAAGAUUGUGCUUGACAACCACAGUAAAAUGGCAAGCUCAAUACACAAGCAGCAGAAAGAACUUACAGAUCUGAAUUCUUCCUCCAGCAAAAGCAAUGCUCAACCAUAUCCAUCAAAUAACCACCACCACCAUCAUCAUCUGAGUGGACCAGGCGUUGGGGUCAGGCUGAAUAGUGGGAGCUACAACCCACCAAAAGUGACCUCCAUUCGAUAUGUCACCAGUUCUACAUCGGACAGAGAGGCAGCACGUGUAGAUAAAUUCAAGGCCUUAUUUGCUGAGUCCUCUUUAGAUCUAACUGCGCUUCGCAAGUUAUGUUGGUCUGGAAUUCCUAAAGCUGUACGCCCCAUAGCAUGGAAGAUUUUAUCUGGAUAUCUGCCUACUGCAGUAGACAGAAGACAGGAAACGCUGGAGCGGAAGCGCAGGGAGUACUUUGGUUACAUCGAUCAGUAUUAUGAGACUAGAUAUCAGGACUUACACGAAGAGACCUUUCGGCAGAUUUUAAAAGAUAUCCCACGAAUGACCUCGCUAGCUCACCUGUUUCAAGAGAAACAGGUUCAGGAGAUAUUUGAAAGAAUCUUGUUUAUUUGGGCCAUUCGUCAUCCCGCCAGUGGCUAUGUGCAAGGCAUCAAUGAUCUGGUGACGCCAUUCUUUGUGGUCUUUCUGUCAGAAUACAUUGAGAAUGACGUGGUGGUUGAGAACUGUGAUUUGACAGAGCUGUCACAGGAAACUCGAGACCUGAUUGAAGCUGACAGUUUUUGGUGCAUGUCGAAGCUUCUUGAUGGGAUUCAAGACAACUACACAUUCGCACAGCCAGGAAUACAGAUGAAAGUAAACGCACUCAGAGAACUGAUCAAGAGACUAGAUGCUCCCUUGUUCAACCACCUUGAGAACCAGGGUGUGGAGUUCUUACAGUUUUCCUUCCGAUGGAUGAACAACCUGCUGAUGCGGGAGAUUCCUCUGAGGUGCACCAUCCGCCUGUGGGACACCUACCAGUCAGAGAUCAAUGGUUUUGCUGAUUUUCAUCUUUACGUCUGCACUGCCUUUCUGAGACGUUUUUCAGAAGAUAUCCUUCGAGAGCAUGACUUUCAGGGAAUUCUGAUGUUUCUCCAAAACCUGCCCACUGACGCCUGGCAAGACAAAGAAGUCAGUGAACUCUUAGCAGAAGCCUACAGACUCAAGUACCUGUUUGCUGAUGCCCCACGACAUCUGUUACUUAAAUCUUGA